This is a messenger RNA of Seriola aureovittata, 6416 nucleotides long. RefSeq names its product solute carrier organic anion transporter family member 5A1. The transcript is spliced from 10 exons. The record is from RefSeq and is a predicted model, not a curated record. Gene Ontology annotation, cellular component: membrane. NCBI's taxonomy places the organism in Eukaryota, Metazoa, Chordata, Actinopteri, Carangiformes, Carangidae. Gene Ontology annotation, molecular function: protein binding. The coding region runs from base 612 to 3212 and encodes 866 amino acids. Gene Ontology annotation, biological process: transmembrane transport; sodium-independent organic anion transport.
GCCAUCCACAUCUAACAGAUUUCAUUCAGUGAGUGGCCGCUCCGCGAGAACAACAGGCUACCUCCCUCUGUCCUGUGAUGCUGCACAGCUAUGGGACAAAGGAAACAAAAAAACCCACUGAAUCAAGGUUGCUAUCUAACAAAGAGCCAUAAAAUCAACAUCAACAUGGGAUCCUAAAUUAUGGGAUCAUUGUAAAGACAGCUCCUUUUUUAUUAUUUACAUGUUUUAUAACCUUAUCGGCUAUUUACUGUAAACAAAUCACUCCAUAGCCAAUACUCUUAAGUGUUUAACGAAAGAAGUUGAUGUUCUUCUGUAUUCAGUCAAGCUACCACUGUCAUUGUUUAGUGGCUUUCAAGGAUAUUUUGGCCCUGAUGUUGUGCUGAGAUACAGGCUUUUUGUGACAGAACAGCGCUGCUGUAAAUAGAGAUGUGGAAUAAAACAUGCACAUAACUAGAGGGGCUCAGUCCGCCCAAGUCCUUACUGGCAGGGCAGAGUUUUUACUCAAGCAUCCAGCCCUGCAGCAGCUCCACCGUGUCCUCAUGUGGCACUAGUUACUGACUGACUUGUCAGCACAGCCAGGAGCCGAAGGAACCUGAAAGUCCAGCUGCGCCAUGACUUCGUCGGACAAUGAUGAAACGGGGAGUGACCUGUCUGAGUCUCUGGAGAUCCGUGAGCUCCAGGACCAGUACAUGGACCCAGAGAACUGCUUCAAGUCCAAAAGCUUACCCAUCCUGAAUGGACCCUGUCAACCGGAUCGGAAGGCGGCGGAGCCUCGGCUGGUCAACACUAACCGCACCUGUGUGGCCGUGGACGAGAGCAGCGAGCUCCAGCCUAAAACCCCAGACUCGAGCCAAGCAGAGUCCCCCUCCUCCAGGACAGACUUCUCCCCCUCUGUCUCAAGCAUGGUGGGACUCAGCAGCUCUCUGCCUGUGGAGGGUCACAGGGGGGCUGGCUCUGGAGGCAAAAAACUUGGUUUCUCUCUUACCCGCCUUAUUCACAUCCCAGCCAGGAAGUAUGUGCGGGUCAUCCUGAGGGACUCGCGCUGCUUCCUGUUCUGCAUGUGCUACCUGACCUUCAUUCAGUCCCUGAUGGUUUCAGGCUACCUGAGCAGCGUCAUCACCACCAUUGAGAAGCGUUACAGUCUCCGCAGCUCAGAGUCCGGCCUGUUGGUCAGCUGUUUCGACAUCGGCAGCUUGCUGGUGGUGGUCUUCAUCUCCUACUUCGGCGGCAGAGGUCAGAGGCCACGCUGGCUGGCUGUGGGUGGUGUGGUCAUCGCUGUUGGGGCGGCGUUGUUUUCCCUGCCCCACUUCAUCUCACCACCCUACCAGAUCCAGGAGAUGAACUCAUCAGCGGGUCACGAAGGCCUCUGUCAGAGUGGUAACAACAGUGGGCGUGACCUGCUCGACGUUUCAUCAUGCCCUCGCGACCAGGAGGGCAAUGAGCACAACCUGUAUGUGGCUCUGUUCAUUUGUGCCCAGAUACUUGUGGGCAUGGGGUCAACGCCAAUCUACACCCUGGGGCCCACCUACCUGGAUGACAAUGUGAAGAAAGAAAAUGCAUCUCUCUACCUGGCCAUCAUGUAUGUGAUGGGAGCCCUGGGACCUGCAGCUGGCUACCUGCUGGGUGGCGUCCUCAUCGGUUUCUACGUCGACCCCAAAACUGUAGUGAACAUAGACCAGAGUGACCCUCGCUUUGUUGGCAACUGGUGGAGUGGCUUUCUCUUGUGUGCCAUAGCCAUGCUGCUGGUCAUCUUUCCCAUGUUUGCCUUCCCCAAAAAGCUGCCUCCCCGCCACAAAAAGAGGAAGAAGAAAAAGAUCAGCUCGCCAGGUGACGUGUCCAGUGAUGAUGAUGUGAUGAAGGAAAAGUCCAGUAGCAAAGGCCAGAACGUCUCCUCCUCCAUGGGCUUUGGGAAGGACAUCAAAGACCUCCCCAAGGCAGCGCUGAGGAUCCUCAGCAACAUGACCUUCCUGUUUGUCAGUCUGUCCUACACGGCGGAGUGUGCCAUCGUCACCGCCUUCAUCACCUUCAUUCCCAAAUUUAUCGAGUCCCAGUUUGGUAUCCCUGCCUCCAACGCCAGCAUAUACACCGGUGUAAUUAUUGUCCCCAGCGCCGGGGUGGGCAUCGUGUUGGGGGGCUACAUCAUCAAGAAGCUGAAGCUUGGUGCCAGAGAGUCGGCCAAGCUGGCCAUGAUCUGCAGCGGGGUGUCUCUGCUCUGCUUCUCCACGCUCUUCAUAGUGGGCUGCGAGAGCAUCAAUCUGGGAGGCAUCAACAUACCUUACACCACUGGCCCGACCCUGACGAUGACCCACAGGAACCUGACGGGCAGUUGCAACGUGAACUGUGGCUGCAGGAUCCACGAAUACGCUCCAGUCUGCGGCUCUGACGGCAUCACCUAUUUCAACCCCUGCCUGGCUGGGUGCAGCACUGUGGGCAACGACAGCACUGGGAUAAGGAACUACACUGACUGCGGCUGCGUGCAGAGCAGGCAGGUCAUCACUCCGUCCUCCGGCGGCCAGGUCAACCAGCUCCAGCUGGUCAUCGUUAAAACCUACCUGAACGAGAACGGUUAUGCUGUGUCGGGGAAAUGCGACCGCACCUGCAACACGCUCAUCCCUUUCCUCAUCUUCCUCUUCAUUGUCACGCUCAUCACCGCCUGUGCCCAGCCCUCCGCCAUCAUCGUCACACUCAGGUCUGUUGAUGAGCAAGAGAGGCCUUUUGCUCUUGGGAUGCAGUUUGUCUUGCUACGAACUCUUGCCUAUAUCCCCACACCCAUCUACUUCGGUGCUGUGAUCGACACCACCUGCAUGCUGUGGCAGCAGGACUGCGGCGUGCACGGCUCCUGCUGGGAGUACGACGUCACCUCGUUCCGUUUCGUCUACUUCGGCCUGGCCGCUAGCCUAAAGUUCGUCGGCUUCAUCUUCAUCUUCCUCACCUGGUACUCGAUCAAGCACAAGGAGGAGCGGGCCGAGCGCUGGCGCCAGCACCUGCCUCCGCUGGGCACCGUCAGCGAGCUCAUCUGCCACGCCGGGGGCCAGAAGAGCCAUGCCCGCACCCGAUCCUGCCCGGUGUUCAUCCCGCCUCGGCCCGAUCCGCCGGCCGCCCUGCUGCUCAACCGCGGCCACAGCAGCCUCAGUUGCCCCGGCAACGCACUCAAAGCAAUAACCCCGCCUAUCCUUUUGCCAGACCACCACAGAGGCUCUGCCCAUGUCUGAGAGCAUGCCAAGCCUCCCUCUGAGGGUUCACUGAGACAUGUGCCUUCCUGUUUGUGUCUCUGCACCACAGUGUCUGCUUCACACCAAUCAGACACCAGGCGGGGCUCCAAUGCUGCUGUCAGACUGACAGGCAGAGACGCAAGUAUACGCCCACCAUACUUAAAGGGCUGCUCAUUGUUGUUUAUGAUCACAGGAAACUGACAGAUGUACUUUCACUCCGAGCGUAUCAUCAGCUGCAGUCACACACAGAAGGUCACGCCUCCACUUCAAGGAUCAGAUGUAAAGAAAUCACAUGGUGCUACUGUUAAAGGGCAGGGCAUUAUAAUCUCUGUACAGACAGAUGAGUCAUGAUCAACACGGCGUAUAAAGCACAACUGACAAACCUGUACUAUGCAAGAUCCUCUGUACAGCUCCUCCCUUCUCAGUACUGUACAGCUUCCCCCUAUAUUCUACAUCUGUACCUCUUUUUCCGCUCAAUUCACACAUCCCACCAUGUUGUCGGCUCAUUCAGGAUCCCAUUCUUCCUUACAGUCUGAGCUGUGAACAUAUUGGCCCCCUCUCUCGUAUUUGAGCCAUUCAUGGUCUGUCUGGUUAACGUGUUGUUUUUCUCUUCCUUUUUCGUAACAGUGCCUCUCAGGCUGUCUCGGCCAGUCCAGUAUACAAAGCUAGCUACCAGGGUAAAUGCUAGCUACCGAAAAGCCAGUCACUGUCCUCUUAGUUGAGCGACAAUAUUCUGCUUUGUUGCCCUCAGCUUUUGUGUUUGGGCACAGUGGUCACUGAUCUCGAGUCAUUGCACCGGGUGGUCAAAGUUUUUCACCUUGGCAAGGUAACCAUGUAGCUUAAAGCCGACAAGCAUCAAUGGUACAGUGUAUAAUGACUUUUAUGACGAGUCUCGUCAGUGAGCAAGAUAUCUAUAUUUCAUUACACGUAACACUACUUUAUUAUUACAUUCUGUAAUAAUUAAUCAAAUGGCAAACAGGAGAAAGUAACAAGAACGCUGUCUCAUCUCUGACCAUGUGCUGAAGCUACUGUAUGUCCUAAAGAUGUGAAUGUACGACAAAACUGGAAAGGAGAAUUAAAAAAAAAAAAAAAAAAUAAAAUAAUAAUAAUAAUAAUAAUGUGGCAAAGCUGCUGUUUUAAUAACAAAUUUGACCCCAAAAUGUAACUCUUUCAAAAUAAAAUUAUUUGUAGCUAAUCUACCGCAACAAAUAACAGAUAAAAACAUGCAUCAUUUUGGCUUUGUGUCGUAAUAGCUUCUCCAUUUCAAUGGUCAUCAGAUGUACAUAGUAGUUAUCUAGUAGUCUAGGCUUUUAAAAAAAAAAGUACAGCAAGCAUGUUAAACAAGGAACCCCGUUUUAUCAGUGAGAGGAAUCUGACAUUGAUAAUUCAGUUCCUGGGUGUUUGGGGCCCUCUAGUGGACAGAGAGAUGAUUGUGUGAAGGCCAGUGAAUGUUGCUGUUGGUCAGACCUACUGUACUAUGAUAUCCUUGGUUUAAAAGGUUAAUUAUUAAACUUAAUCACUGCACUGAAUUAAGCACUCCAGUAUCCCAAAGAUAUACCUGAGCAAAAGAUGAACUGCUUUCUUUCACAUGUACUCUGCACGCUACGUGACCACAUCAAAUUAAAAAAAAAAAAAAAAAGAAGAAAAAUCCGCAGGUUUGGUGGUGAUGUGGCAUGGAUCAGAUUUAUGGGUCUGAGCAGAGGCAUAUUGAAACUUUUUGAAUGAGCCAAAACUGUUAGAUAAAUAGAAUUUCCUUUUACCUUGGGUUCAUGUUAUAUCUAAAUUAUUAUGGAUUUGCUUUCCUUUCAAAUGGGAGAGACAGAGUUGAUACAGAAGUGAAGAAGGUGGUAUUAGAUAUAUCAAGCGCAUACGCAAAGUCAAAUCUAUGGCACAUGUUUUUUAAAAAUUAUUUUUAGGUGGUAUUUUUUUUUCUUUUGUAAGGGAGGAUAUAAGUCUAAUAAAGUAACUGUAGUUUAUAUUGUAAUCAGUAUGAAUUCAUUUUAGCUGUUAAACGUUUGCAUAGAAGUGGUGAAUCCAGUGCAGAUGCAGUGAAUACAUUUUAAAAGUUAACAUUUUUGGCCAGGUUUCAUGGUAUUCUGCCAGGUAAAGAUUAUCAUGUGGGUAUUGGCAGUGACUAAUUUUAGUAUUAUUGUGACUUAGUACCUCAAAUUACAUAUUCAUAAGUGAUCAUCAUGUAAAUAUUGACAAAGCAAAUGAAGCGUAUUAUAGAGCUCACACAAUAGUUAGAAGCAUAUUUAUAAACUAACCCAUGACAUUGUAGUUAAAAAUAAAUAAAACUUAAAGCUACAAAAAAAACAAAAAAAAAAACAGUGGAUUUGUCUGACGGUGCCUGAACAGUGUUAUUCACAUGGGAAGGGUUGAGUUCAGAUUAUACCAUGGGGGCGGGGGGGAGUUCGGUUAUUGCAAUGUAUAUUUUCUGUCAAGAGGACGACACAACUGAGUGAAUUUAAAAGUUGAAGUUUUGCGCCCCAGAAUGUCCUUCUCUCCAUCUGUAAUGAUUCUCUACUCUUCCCUCUGUGCUCCGUAUUUAUCUCGCUCUCUAAAAAGGAAUACCAGUGCAGGAUUAUUGAUCAGAUCCUACGCUAAUGGAAAGCCAGAAGUGAUCUUUGCUGAGUCAUCUUACAGUUAAAUAUUUAUUCCAUUCACUGAAAAAAUUCUGGGAAAAUGCCUUAUGAACUUUUUUUUUUUUUUUUUUUUUAAAGUAUAUUAGUUUUAAAAAAUUGAACAAAUAAAAAUCAAAGUUUGUGUUAAUUCUGAGAAAGCAAUAAGUUGCUGAAGGCCAUGCAUUACAGUGAUUUAAUGACCAAGUUACAGGUCAGAAUUCUCCCUCCAACAAGGAGGUGAACUAAACCUCUUUGCAGAGAAGGGUAGAGAAUCAUCCAGCAAUGACACACAGAUCGUUAGACACAGUAAAUGCAAGGAUGUUUGACUCAAUUUUCCUGUACUGUACACAUGCUACUUUGAAUUCAGCAUCCUGCUGUUCAAAUUGCCUGGACGACGACUACUGACACAGACGACUUCAGGUUGACUGUAAAAUUUGCUUUAACACAUUGUCCUUUCAUCAGUAUUUGAACUGAGAGUGAAUUUCCCGGACAGAACAGAAGCUGUAUUCUGAAAGUCGAGCUCUUAUUGCCUUGUGUUCCUCAGGAGCAGAAGUCUAAUUGAUGUUUGUGAACACUUGGU